AUGGCUUCAGCAACGCCCGUAGCAAUGAUGUGGGAAGAGGUCACGUGUCCCAUCUGCUUGGACCCCAUGGUGGAGCCUGUGAGUAUUGAAUGUGGCCACAGCUUCUGCCAAGAAUGCAUCUCUCACUUCGGAGAAGAUGGAGGCAGUGUGUGCCCUGUGUGCCGCCACACAUUUCUCCUCAGGAAUCUCCGACCCAAUGUGCAGCUAGCCAAUAUGAUGGACAACCUCAAACUAAUGAGCCAGAGAAACAAUGAAGGUCCACAGGGACAUUACUGUCGAGUCCAUGGAGAGAUACUUCACCUCUUCUGUGAGAAAGAUGGGCAACUUCUUUGCUGGGUGUGUGCCCAAUCCCGAAAACACCGUGCCCAUCUCAUGGUUCCUAUUGAAGAAGCUGCUCAGGAGUACCAGGAGAAGCUCCAGGUGGUUCUAAGGAAGCUGAGAAGAGAACAGGAAUUGACUGAGAAGUUGGAAAUCAAUGUUGUUGAGAAGAGAGCAAAAUGGAAGAGCAACGUUGAGAUGUGCAAGUCAAGGAUUCACAUGGAGUUCAAGCAGCAGAUAACUUUUCUGGCUGAAGAAGAACAAAGACAAUUACAGAAACUAGAAGAAGAAGAGAGGGCUCAGCUGAGAAUUCUGGGGGAGACUGAGACCCAGUUGUCUCAGCAAAGCCAAGCCCUGCAGGAACUGAUCUCCGAGGUGGAGCGAAGGAGUCGGGACUCUGCACUGGACAUGCUGCAGGAGGUUAAAAGUAUCCUUGAAAGGAGUGAGACCUGGGAACUGAAGAAGCUGGACAUUGUCUGCCCAGACCCAAGGACUAAGUGUUCUGUGCCCGGGCUAAAGACGAUGCUGAGGACGUUCGGAGUGCACAUCAAAUUGGAUCCAGACACGGCAAAUCCAUGCCUCAUCCUUUCUGAGGAUCUGAGACAAGUGAGAUUUGGAGACACCCACCAGAAGUUGCCUGAUAACGAUGAGAGAUUUGAUAGUUAUCCCAUAGUCCUUGGUGCCCAGAGUUUUAGCUCUGGAAAGCUUUACUGGGAGGUCAAUGUGACCGGAAAGGAAGCCUGGGACCUAGGGGUUUGUAGAGACUCUGUGCAAAGGAAGGGACCAUUUUUGCUCAACCCUGAGAAUGGCUUCUGGACAAUUUGGCUGUGGAACAAACAAAAAUAUGAGGCUGGGACCUCCCCAAAGACCUCACUUCACCUUGAGGUACCUCCAUGCCAAAUAGGAAUAUUCUUGGACUGUGAUUCUGGCACGGUCUCCUUCUACAACAUCACUGACGGUGGCUCCCUUAUCUACGCUUUCUCUGAAUGUGCCUUUGGUGGUGAGCCCCUGCGGCCCUUCUUUAACCCUGGUUUCAAUGAUCACGGAGGAAACACUGCUCCUCUGACCCUCUGUCCACUGAAGUUGAGAUACUAG
Elephantulus edwardii (Cape elephant shrew) is the source of this 1413-nucleotide messenger RNA. RefSeq names its product tripartite motif containing 21 (gene TRIM21). Gene Ontology annotation, molecular function: zinc ion binding; protein binding. NCBI's taxonomy places the organism in Eukaryota, Metazoa, Chordata, Mammalia, Macroscelidea, Macroscelididae. The record is from RefSeq and is a predicted model, not a curated record. Bases 1 to 1413 code for a protein of 470 amino acids. The transcript is spliced from 6 exons.